AUGUUGCACGGCUUGAUUUUAUCGGCGAUUCAUAACCAUCACAACAUGGCCGUCAUCAAAGCGUUUGUGGCCAAGCUUCUGAGGGAUUUCUCGUCACGGGAAUCAACCAGGAGGGUUUUGGAGAGGGCGUUCGAGACUAGUUUGAAGGUUGUGAAGGAUAGCUUGGAGGAGUAUACAAGCCCCGAUUUUAGAGGGGAUCAUAACGAGACAAAGAGGGAAUGGAGUGAGCAAGCUUCUUUUACGGCGGAUUUGCAGAGAGCGUUUAGGGAUGAUGCUUGGAGGAAUAUUGUUCCGGGAUUCCCUGCUGUUAUGCUUCGGUGUACUUGUAAGCUUGCCAAUGCGGUUGCUGCUGGAACUAUAUUGGCUGCUAGACAGGUUAGAAUAAAGCUUGUGAAAGAAUGGCUUCCCGUUCUGCUUGUGUGCAAAGACAAUGUCUCACCUAUGCUCCCCAGCCAUAAAACACUCUACCUGGAAAUGGAGGAGACAUUCCUGAGAAUCAUCUCGACACUGCCAAUGUCGGAUGCACAAGUAUUGUUGCAACAAUGUCUCAGCUUCUCAACCCGAAAUGUCGAAGAUUGCCCCCACUUGAUCACAGCUUUCGAUACAUGGUUUCGCAGGGCAACUCAACCUCCUCGAAUGGAAAAUCUCGAUUAGAAAUAACUGCAUUUGCGCUAUGGU
This is a messenger RNA of Hibiscus syriacus, 678 nucleotides long. RefSeq lists its product as uncharacterized. The transcript is spliced from 3 exons. The record is from RefSeq and is a predicted model, not a curated record. Lineage: Eukaryota; Viridiplantae; Streptophyta; Magnoliopsida; Malvales; Malvaceae. Bases 1 to 654 code for a protein of 217 amino acids.